UUAUGUGAACAGACUCUUAGUGUCCACUAGGAGGCUUGACUAACAAGGUAUUUGUCUGGAUGCAAACAUUUAUGGCGUAAACUGUAAAAUAUAGAUGAAACGAUGCUUUAAAGGACACGGAUCGUUGCUGUUGGAGGAUUUGGCGUUUCUUAGUAGAUUAUCAAAGAUCAACAGUGUCUUCUCUGUUGGCCAGUCUAGUGCGCAUCUAUGAACUCCUUACCGCCCUCCACUUCUUCCGUCAGUAGCCCUGUCAGCUCAGUAGAUUCGCCACUGUCAGCCGUCAGCUCGUCCAUUGGCUCUCCCGGCACCCCAUCUGUCGGCUAUGGGCCCAUCAGCAACUCUCAAAUAAACUCCUCAAUGUCUGUGUCUGGGUUACAUGCUGUUAGCAGCUCUGAUGAUGUGAAACCCCCCUUUGGCUUGAAGUCCGUCAGUGGCUCUGGGCCAGUGCUGUCCCAGAAACGCAUGUGCUCCAUUUGUGGGGACCGCUCCUCGGGGAAGCAUUAUGGCGUGUACAGCUGCGAAGGCUGUAAGGGUUUCUUCAAGCGCACAGUCAGGAAGGACCUGAGCUACACCUGCAGGGAUAACAAGGAGUGUCUGGUCGAUAAACGUCAGCGCAAUCGCUGCCAGUACUGCCGCUAUCAGAAGUGCCUGGCCAUGGGAAUGAAAAGAGAGGCUGUUCAGGAAGAGCGUCAGAAGAAUAAGGAGCGAGAUGGAGACUAUGAAUUCAGCAGUGCAGCCAAUGAGGAGAUGCCUGUGGAGAAGAUCCUGGAGGCCGAGACAGCUGUAGAGCAUAGAACAGACCUGCACACUGAUGCCACUGGUUCAGAAAGCAUCUUUACUGCAGAUUUAAACGCAUCCAGUCAGAGUGAGUGUUUCAUGUCCAAUGAUCCAGUCACUAACAUCUGCCAGGCUGCAGACAAACAGCUGUUCACUCUGGUGGAGUGGGCCAAGAGAAUCCCUCACUUCUCUGAGCUGCCCCUGGAUGACCAAGUCAUUCUGCUCAGGGCUGGAUGGAAUGAGCUCUUGAUCGCUGCCUUCUCUCAUCGCUCCAUCAGCGUGAAGGAUGAGAUUCUGUUGGCCACGGGUUUACAUGUGCCCAGAGACAGCACUCACAACUUGGGAGUGGAGGCCUUUUUUGACAGGGAGAGUGCGCACAGUGCAGAGGUAGGAGCCUUAUUCGACAGGGUGCUGACUGAGUUGGUCUGUAAGAUGCGUGAUAUGCAAAUGGACAAAACUGAACUUGGCUGUCUGCGUGCCAUAGUUCUGUUUAACCCAGAUGCCAAAGGUCUGACUAGCAGCAGUGAGGUGGAGCUUCUCAGAGAGAAAGUGUACGCAUCCCUGGAGGCCUAUUGCAAGCAGAAGUAUCCAGAUCAGCAGGGGAGGUUUGCCAAGCUCCUUCUCCGGCUUCCUGCGUUGCGUUCCAUUGGCCUUAAGUGUCUGGAGCACCUUUUCUUCUUUAAACUGAUUGGAGACACCCCCAUUGACACUUUCCUAAUGGAGAUGCUGGAGUCGCCCCACUAGCUGCAUCAGAGGAAGAUUGGGAGACAGGGUUUUUCUACCCUAGGUCCUGGAGAUAACUGUGACUGCACUUUUUCUUCCCAGGGAAAUUACAGCGAUUGGUCAGCCUCUGGUCUGGGGGUAUUUUUAUUUUUCAUUUGUCUUUUAUUUUUAUUUUUUUCUCUUGACUAUUUCUUAAGUGCACCAUAGAGUCUAGAGACCCAAAACUUGCCAUGAAAAAUUAUUGGUGCUACAUUUCAACAAGUAAGCUAAUUCUAAUAUAUAUAUAUAUAUAUAUAUAUAUAUAUAUAUAUAUAUAUAUAUAUAUAUAUAUUCAAAACAAAAUGUUUUUAAGUAUGGAAGCUCCAGUUACCUGACUGGUUUAGAUAAGUGGGGUUUACAUUUUGAUAGAACCAUUUGAGGCUUUUAAAACACUGUGGAUGAUAAGCUUUAAUCAUAUGUAAGUGUGCUUCACCAUCUCUUAAGUUUGGGUGCUUUCUUCCUGUACGGCUAAUUUAUUUUGCCCCGACCUGUAAGGACUGGUCAAACGGGCGAAUAGAUGAAUGAAUUCAUUCGGUAUUAUAGAUUUAAAUUGACAUUCACUUUGCUAGCUUGAGAAAUCUGGCAAAGAAAUCUAUAUGCAAUGAAGCUUGAACUGAUGCAAAACAGAAAAGACUAGAUGUUUAAUCUCCAAAAAAUAGACAAAAAAAAAAAAAAAAACGCAAUUUACGUGAUAUUGUGCAAUGUUAAGCCUAAAUCCAGAAGUGGAAGUGAGGGAAAUGCAAGCACUCUUUUUUUUUUUUUUUUCCUUUUUUUUUUUUUUUUCCUCACGCACUCAUUUUAUUAUCACGUCAUGAGUGCCUAACUGACAUAUGCUUGAUUUAUGUUUUUUAUUUAACGUUUGACAGCAGAAAGGACAAACAAAAAGAUGAAUCUCUGUUCACGUCAUCAGCAGUUAUUGUACGAAGCAGGUCGAUUUUCUUUUUCUCUUUUUGUUUUGCCUGAAGUGUCCUAGGCUGAAAUUGUCUUAAACCUGCAUUGGUUUUACUAGUUAACUGUCAGUUAAUAAUACACUCUCUUCUCUUAUCACAUAUCAGGUAACUGUAUAAGAGUGAUAAUUCCUUAAGUAAACUGCACUACACAAAAAAAAAAAAAUGUCAUUCCUUUUUCUUUUUUUCUUUUUUUUUUUUUUCCGACCAGUGUCAGAUUUUUAAAGAAAAUAUUACUUUGGUGCUUCGGAAUUGACAUUUGGGUAAAACUUUAUAAUAACUUUCAUUAAUAAAUCAUAACAAACAUUAUAUCAUAUUUAACAGAUCGUUAAUAUAUAUUCAUAUACCUAGAAAUAUGAGAUAAUGUACGUUAAUGUUUACUAUUGAACUUAUUAAACAUUACAUAAUAAUUAACCGACCAUUAUUUAAUGCAAAUUGAUAUGCUUACAAAUGUCAUUAAACUUUCAAUUCAUAUGAUCAUGCACUUUUUAAAAAUCUACAAAUGAUUUUGACAGAUGGUUUACAAGCUUCAUUAAUAAAUCAUUAACAAACAUGAUAAUAUAUUAACAUAUAUUAAUAUAUUAAAAUCUAUAAAUGAUUUUAACAGAUGUUAUACAAUGAUUAAAAUCUUGUUAAUGUACAUUUGAAUGCUUAAAAAUGUCAUUAAGCUUCAGUUCAUAUAUUACCUAAUGCACUCUUUUUUACAUUUACAAAUGAUGUAGAAAAAAAUUAGUUUUAGUAAUUUUAAGCACUUCACAUACUAUUCAUGUUAACACAUUAUUCAUUAAAUCAUAACCAGUCUGUAAAGGUCACACAUUUAAUCUUUGUCGUGGUGUGUAUGCAGACUUCUAUUUAUACAUCUUUAUAAAUCAUUUAUUAAUUAUUUGUUCAUGUUUUUUCCAGUAUUCCAGUAAACUAUUCAAUUGUUUAUAAAUGUUUUAGGGCUGCCCCCAACUAAAGAUUUUUCUAGUCAAAUAGUAGUCGGUCAUUUAAGCAAUUAAUCGCAUGUUUAUAUUAAUUUAAUUACUUAAAGGCUCCCCCCGCCCCCAGUAUAUAUUUAAUAUACAGGUGUUAUAUAUUCCGCAUUCAAGCGCAUGCAUAAAGCUUCAUACGGAUUACAUAAUCAGAGCGUAUUUGUUUUCAAAUUGGUUCGUUUAAAAGUAAACAUUUCAAGCUUUCUAUAGAUAUAUUUCUCAUCUGUGAGGCAUCAUUUUUUUAUGCGCUCCAGCUCACGGAGACCAAGACUGCAGAAGGUGCAUCCUCAUUGUUUUCUUUAUUUUACAAAAGCACAAUGUUUUGUUGUUACUGUGUGAGCGUUCACAAAUAAAAGUAAUAAAACAUAAAAAUAAAAGACAGUUUCGAAUGAUGUAUUACUUUUAUCUGUAUGACCAAAAAUGAAAACAAAAAUGUAUUUUAAGUUAUAAAUAGACUAAAUACUUUAGUUUUCACACUUUCACACGCACAAUAUGCCCCUAAUAUUAGCACACAUUUAUCUAGGUUAACGUUAGAGCGGCCAUGUAAAGUUGCUACUGCUUACAUGUAUCAAAUGAUAAGCCAUAUUUGAGGUCGAUGGAUAAUAGGUGAACAUUUGGAUUUCCUGCCCGACAUACUGUAAUUACCACAAGGACCCCUCAAUCUGUCCAUCACGGACUGCGUGACUUCGCCACUUCUUGUGGAGUUUUUUUUUUUCUUUUCUUCGACUAAAGACAAAACGACAACACAUAAUUGUAAUUUGUUUGCAAAACAUGUUUUCAUUACCUCAAUACUUAGUAUGUUAUAUCCUGAAACAGAGAAAAUUCCUUGAAUCAUAUAUGAACAGGAGAAAACAAAUACAUUUAUCAAGAAAAUACUUAAUUGUUCACUUCACUCUUCAUUCAUCAAAACAAUGUAAUACAAACAGUUUAAACAGUGUUCCCUUACAGUAAUCAAAUUGACCGUUGACCCCUUAACACACCCUUAAACCUAUGGGUAUACCACCAAACCUUACCUUACCCUUAUCCAUACCACAUCUCAAUAGCAGCAAAAGUGUUUUGCAAUAGAACAUGAACACAAUAAGUACAUUGUAUCUAACAAUUACUAUUAUUGUUUUUUUUUUAACCUUAGUAUAUAGUAGUUAAAGAUACCUAAUAUAAAGUGGGACCAGUCAUUCUUAUAUUGUUCAAUUUUCUGCUGAACAUCCAGAUCACUCAUAGCUACCAAACACUUUUUUUUUUUACAUGUACAUUUGUAAAUGUAAAAAAGUGCACUAGGUAAUAUAUGAACUGAAGUUUAAUGACAUUUGUUAGCAUUCAAAGUACAUAAAUAAGCUUUUAAUCAUUGUAUAACAUCUGUUAAAAUCGUUUGUAGAUUUUUAAUCUACAGUGCAUGAUCAUAUAAUUUUAAAUUUUAAUGACAUUUGUAAACAUAUCAAUUUACAUUACAUGAUUAACAGAUCAUUAUUUAAUGUUUAAUAAGUUCAUUAGUAAACAUUAACAAGCACAUCAUCUCGUUUUUCUAGCUAUAUGUAUGCAGUCAAACCAAAAAUUAUACAGACAUUUUUUAUAUUUUUGAUAUAUUUUUACUAGUGGGUGCAGGACACUAUAGUUAAUUUAUGUAAGUGAGGAUAGCAAAAUAAAGUAAACUGUGACAUAUUAUACCCAAAAAUUCUUCAUACAGUGGACUACCAGUAAAACUGAUAAAAAUUUGGAGCCAAAAAUUAUUCACUUUGACCUGACCAUGUUUGCUUAAGUGUUUUCUGACAUAAUUAAGAUUAUUUUUUUCUGACACAGUUUAACUCUGAAAUCUUGUCAUAUUUUAUUACCAUUUUUUUUUUUUCAACUAUACUGAAUAAACUAUUAAUGAAUGAAAUGUUCAAGGUGUCUGAAUAAAUUUUGGUUUGACUGUAUAUAUAUAUUAACUAAUGACCUGUUAAGCAUUAUAUAAUGUCUGUUAAUGAUUUAUUAUUAAAAGUUGUUAUAAAAUGUUACCAACUGCAAAAAGGUAAAAGUACAGCUAUCUUCAGCUUUAUAGAGAUACUAAAUCUGAGCAAUAUGAAAGUUCAUUGGUGUGGACUUGCUGUUUGUAUUUGGAAAACCUUCCAACUUGAAAUUUCUACAAUUAAUUUCUUCUAGUACUGUGCAGACCCUAUUGUUCAGGGACAUUGUGUAGCUAUUGUGUAGACAUAGACAGGCUAGGAAUCAAUAUAUAUUCUCUUGCUUUUAUCACUUUCUUUAGUUUGUAGUUGGCAUACAACUUGCAGAAAAGACAUAGUUUGCACUGGAUUUUACCAUGAAUCCUAGAAUUUGGAUUUUGUCUUUUAUUUCCUUUCUGUGAUCUGAGCUGAGCUGAUUUGCUUUUUGUUUCCUUUUGACCUACCGUUGAGAUUUUUGUUUUCUUUCUUUUUUGCUUUUCCAUGGCAUCUUUCUGUCCUUGCUGACAAAGUUAUGGGGACAAAUGCAAACUCACUUUUGCCAUAGAUAUAUCUAACAAACAAACAAACAAACACACAAGGUUGUUUUUGUAUGGUCUUGUACAACCAACAUCUUUACUGCAUUAGGCAUGUUACAUGUCUGCUGUUGCACUAAAAUUGUCAUACAAUUAUGAUUGUAAUGAGAUUCCAUCAGUUUCGAUGUUGUCACAGCUCGUUUUAGAGGAGCCCCGUGACACUGCAAAAGAACCAUCUGCUGUACAUGACCCUAAAUAAAGGUGGUGAUAUGUCUAACAA
Messenger RNA from Ctenopharyngodon idella (grass carp), 6189 nucleotides. RefSeq names its product retinoid x receptor, beta b (gene rxrbb). NCBI's taxonomy places the organism in Eukaryota, Metazoa, Chordata, Actinopteri, Cypriniformes, Xenocyprididae. The coding region runs from base 208 to 1521 and encodes 437 amino acids. The record is from RefSeq and is a predicted model, not a curated record. Gene Ontology annotation, cellular component: RNA polymerase II transcription regulator complex; nucleus. The transcript has 12 exons. Gene Ontology annotation, biological process: cell differentiation; positive regulation of transcription by RNA polymerase II; response to retinoic acid. Gene Ontology annotation, molecular function: retinoic acid-responsive element binding; nuclear steroid receptor activity; nuclear receptor activity.